CCGAUAAAUUGUCCUGAAGUAUUUGCGUAGCCAGAAGCCUGUCUAGAAGGGCAGAGGCUCAUGGUCAUCAGCAGAGAAAAAAUCCCCCAUCUGAUGGUGGCGGCAGCAGCAGGUCUCAGCUAUGUUGGGGGAUACGUCAUCAACACCUACAAGAGCUACGACAACUUUCUGCAGGACAAGUAUGCUCUGCUGCCGGCCGUUAUCAUUCUUUGCGUGGCUGCGGUGAUGUUCAUCAUCGGGUUGAUCGGCUGCUGUGCCACCUUUGGGGAGUCUCGAGUUGGCCUAGGGCUGUUCUUGGCCAUUAUCCUGGUUAUCUUUAUUGCAGAAGUAUCCGCUUUCGUCCUGGGAUUUGUUUACAGGGAAAAGGUGAAAACUGACGUACAAGGCACAAUGCGCUCAGUCUUUGAGAAGUACAACGGGGAAAAUUCAGAGUCUGAUGUUGUGAAUUACUUGCAGGAACAGCUUCAUUGUUGCGGGGUAAAGAACUACAGCGACUGGACGACCACGGCGUGGUUUAAUUCCACCAGGAACAACAGCGUCCCUCUGAGCUGCUGCAGGCAAGAUGUGAAGAACUGCACGGGGAGCCUGGAUCAGCCACAGGAUCUCUACACACGGGGCUGUGCAGGGGAACUGGAGGCUGGGCUGCAGAGCGUUAUCAGCUACGCCAUGCUCGUAAUCCUGGGCUUUGCCAUUGUAAAGUUUUUCGGCAUGCUCAGUGUCUGUGUGCUUACUUGCAAGAGAGAAGACAGCGGAUAUCAGCCUCUUUACUCAGGGGUGUUCGCUUAAUAAAACGCAAAGAUCACUUCUCUUUGGCUUCCUGAUGAUAAAAUAGACCCGUAAAGAUGAAUGCUAACGGACAGUUUAUGGCCUUCUUGCUAAAUACUUUGUUUUAUGUACAUGAAACAAAAAGAACCUUGUGUAUUGACUUGGGAAAAGUUUCUUGCGGGUGACGUGAAAUGGAAAUGUCAAUAUUCAGUGCCCUACCACAGCUUUCUGUGAGGUUAUUGUAGAUUUGGGUUUGUGACUUCAGAUACCACCAGGUGGUGCUCCAGAAAGAAUCUUUCUUCUGGAGUUCUUUCCUCUACCCUUAAAACAUGCAAGAGAAACGUUAUUUUUAAUCAGUGCACCGAUUGAGACCGCAGGAGGGGUUUCAGCUGUCUGCACAAACAUCAGAUGAUUCCCACAUUGUGGUUAAACAGCAAAAAGGAACAUUUGAGUGCCAGGUUCAAAUAGUCUUUGUAAGCAUGGGGAGUUAGAGUACGUUAUCUUUAUAUCUGAUGGUGUUUCUAUGGGAUUUUUUCUCCUCCUUAUGGUCUUACGUUGUAAUUCAGAGGUUGUUACUGCAAGACAACCUCGUGUUUAAGGUCUAGAACGGACAUUUGGGUUGUUUUUUGAAGCAGCUAGCGGAUGUGAACAAUCCCAGGUUAGGAGGGGACGUGUGUUUUGAGCUUUUGCGCUCAGGAUGGCUCUCUUUGGCUUGGGUUUUUUGUCCUUUUUUUUUUUUUAAUUAUUGUUAUUUGACAUUAAAAAUUGCUUAUGAAGCAGCGCUUUUGGCAGGUUUUUUUUUCCUCUCCUUUUACUGAUGCUUUUAUGGUUUGUCUAAAAGACAAGACUAUGUCUGUUUGAUGUGGGGUUCUCAGGAGUUACUGGGACAAAGGCAGGUGGGAAGAUGGCGGGGCAGGAAGCCUUGGCUCGGUGGGGUUGUGUAGAUGGGGACGAUGGAGGGGUUCCUGCCACCCUCCCUGCCCCACUUGAGGCUCUUGUCACCCCUAAGAAAUGAUAAAACCACCCAUGGAUAAAACCAACCACGUUGUCUGGUGGCAUCACAUGACUCCUCCUUUGCUCAUUUUCCUUUCUCCUUAAUGGUCUGCUGAAUGCAGGCCCUUCUUAAAUUGCUUUUAAAUUGCUUUAGAAAUGCUCCUUCUUUAAUGCAUUUCUAUGUUAAUCUGUUUUUCAGUUCUUUAAGGGUUUUGGUUUGGUUUUUUUGGUUGUUUUUAGAGGUGGGGAGGGAACCGUGAGCUAUUCUCGGUUAGGGAAUUGGGGUAAAGCAACGGAGUUUUUGCUUAUUUUUAAUUUGGAGAGAGAUAAGCAGUCCCAUCCUUAGCAAUAGACCUUUAGAUCUGUAGCUAAUUAGAAAAAAAAAAAAAGGAGUUUAGGGUUAUUUUUCGGUGUUUUGUGGUUUUUUUUCCUUUUGCCCCCAGAGAAAAGCAAGCAACGGGCGAUGAUGUUCUAUAGGAGACAGACCAGCGUGACUACGUGUAUGUUGAAAAGCGACUUACUUUUAACCGAGGGCUUUGUCUUCUGUCGAGCGCCGCAAUAAACUUAAUUUAUGUAACCAA
This is a messenger RNA of Calidris pugnax (ruff), 2339 nucleotides long. RefSeq names its product tetraspanin-3-like. Gene Ontology annotation, cellular component: membrane. The record is from RefSeq and is a predicted model, not a curated record. The transcript is spliced from 7 exons. Bases 61 to 786 code for a protein of 241 amino acids. NCBI's taxonomy places the organism in Eukaryota, Metazoa, Chordata, Aves, Charadriiformes, Scolopacidae. Gene Ontology annotation, biological process: protein maturation; regulation of vascular endothelial growth factor signaling pathway; protein localization to plasma membrane.